Messenger RNA from Coffea eugenioides, 1274 nucleotides. RefSeq names its product rac-like GTP-binding protein RHO1. Lineage: Eukaryota; Viridiplantae; Streptophyta; Magnoliopsida; Gentianales; Rubiaceae. Gene Ontology annotation, cellular component: cytoplasmic vesicle; plasma membrane; nucleus. The record is from RefSeq and is a predicted model, not a curated record. Gene Ontology annotation, molecular function: protein kinase binding; GTPase activity; GTP binding. The transcript has 8 exons. Gene Ontology annotation, biological process: actin filament organization; small GTPase-mediated signal transduction; regulation of actin cytoskeleton organization. Bases 320 to 913 code for a protein of 197 amino acids.
GGCGGGGGGGAGGAUGAGUGGUUGGUUGGUUGGGUUGGUUAUAAUGUUGGGUGAGGAGUGAGUGAGUGAUUGUUGGUCGUCCACAGCGAACGCUUCAACGGCUUAUUUCCCGGCCAAAGCCAACACCAACAAAAGAAUUAAGAUGCUUUAUUGGAGGGGAUAAACGGAGAUUACAGCAAGAAUUCGGAUUUCUUUUUCAUGAUUAUAAUCAGGUCUUCUGAGAAGAUCUGAGAAUAAAAAAAAAAGAGGAGGAGGAGGAGGAGGAGGAGGUAGUAAACAUUGUUGAGAUUGUGUUCGAAAACGGCUGAGGGGUGACAAAAUGAGUGCGUCCAGGUUCAUUAAAUGCGUUACGGUUGGGGAUGGUGCCGUCGGCAAGACUUGUCUCUUGAUUUCUUACACCAGCAAUACCUUUCCCACGGACUAUGUCCCAACUGUUUUUGACAAUUUCAGCGCAAAUGUGGUUGUUAAUGGGAGUACUGUUAACUUAGGACUGUGGGAUACUGCUGGACAGGAGGAUUAUAAUAGAUUGAGACCUCUGAGUUAUCGUGGAGCAGAUGUUUUCAUCUUGGCUUUUUCUCUCAUUAGUAAGGCCAGCUAUGAAAAUGUCUCUAAGAAGUGGAUUCCUGAGUUGAAGCAUUAUGCCCCUGGUGUCCCAAUAGUUCUUGUUGGAACUAAACUUGAUCUUCGGGAUGAUAAGCAAUUCUUCAUUGACCAUCCUGGUGCAGUGCCAAUAACUACAGCACAAGGAGAGGAGCUAAGAAAAAUGAUUGGAGCACCUGCCUACAUUGAAUGUAGUUCUAAGACACAGCAGAAUGUGAAAUCAGUUUUUGAUGCUGCAAUUAAAGUUGUGCUCCAGCCGCCAAAGCAAAAGAAGAAGAAGGGAAAGGCCCAAAAGGCUUGCUCCAUAUUGUGAUGGACAUUACCCACUCCUUCUCCUUGUAUCGCCCGUGUCUCUUUCGCUUUGCCUUUGUCUCAGAGGAAGUAGGGAGGUCCUUCUACGUCUCCAGUGAAAGUCUAUUGAUCUAUCUGUGGAAGUUUCAAGUGGCUCGGCUUUUUUGUAAUUUGCAGUGAUCUCUGACUUUUUGAGUCACUACUUUGUAGGCCACUGCUUUGUGCCCUCCUUGUUUUGGUUUGCUUUUAUGUUUUAACAACCUGAAGAUCCAGUUAGGAAAACAAAUUUGUUUCGCCUCACUGUUGUCAUCUUUGUUAUUUUCAUUUUUCUAUAUGAAAAUCUAGAUUUGUUUGAUUUUCUUAUGAAAUUUAGAGGAUCUAAA